Molecule: messenger RNA, 653 nt
Organism: Dentiscutata heterogama
Lineage: Eukaryota; Fungi; Glomeromycota; Glomeromycetes; Diversisporales; Gigasporaceae
Source: the annotation of a GenBank genome assembly
UACAUAAUGACCAAACUCAACAAUCCUCUGAAUCAUCUGUUUUAUAUGAACUUCCAACAUGUCCGGUGUGCCUUGAAAGAAUGGAUGCAUCCGUAACUGGAUUGCUCACAAUUCUAUGCCAACACACGUUUCAUUGUAAUUGUUUAAGUAAAUGGGGUGAUAGUAGUUGUCCCGUGUGUCGUUAUAGUCAGAAAAGUAAUGUUAUCGAUCCAUCACUAGGACAAAAUGAAUGUGGGGUUUGUGGUGUCACUGAGAGUUUAUGGAUAUGUCUUAUAUGUGGCAAUAUUGGUUGCGGUCGAUAUCAAGAAGCACAUGCGUACUGUCAUUAUAAAGAAACUUCACAUUUAUACGCCUUAGAAUUAGAAACUCAAAGAGUUUGGGAUUAUGCUGGUGACGGAUAUGUUCAUCGUCUAAUACAAAACAAAUCGGAUGGUAAACUAGUAGAGUUACCCAGUCCUGAUGGUCCACCUCAAAUGCAACAAUCACGUGCGGAAAUUGAUCAGAAAAAACUUGAGUCGGUCACCCUUCAAUUAUCAAAACUAACAAGUCAAAUUCAAAAAUUAGAGGAUGAAAAGAAAGCUAUUGAGAAGAAAAUGGAAAAAUUUACUGAAAAAUCAAAUAAACUUGAAAAAGAAUUAAAUGGUGAAAAGGAG